UAUUGACAUUUGGGGAACUUCGUAAUUUGUUGUGGACGCUAUGUCUGAGACUGUAACUGCUUCGCGAAAGUCGUGAAAAAUAUAAAAUUGUCUACAAACUAGUCGUCCGAGUCGAAGGUGAGGGUACAGCAUGUUUUCUCACUUCGACUUUUUGCACCAGUUCAGCAAUGCAGCCAAAAAGAACAGGCUAAACGUCGAACUUUGUGCGUACCUUCGCUGUAGAGUUGCUUUGGUGAAAAUCAGCGGAGUAGGGGUAAUACGCUGGCUUUUCUUCGCUGCAUGAAAUUGUACCUUUAGAUCCAUGAGCAAAUCGAAAACGCGAAUAGUUGAGUGGUUGUUUUGUGAUCUGUCGAAUUUGCGCUUCGAGUAUUGGAACAUGUCAUCCCUCAAUUCGGCCGUAAAAGUUCCUACGAAUGUAGAAUCUGUGAAUAGAAUGCAAUUUCCUGAAAUAAUUGAUGGUAAAAUAAAUACUGGAGAGUUUCUGCAAGCCGCACGUGAUGUCGUUGAGACAAUUCAUAAAUUAGGUAAAUUGUUUGCUCCUGUACGAUACGAUAUGCAAGGCAAUAUCGAUAAACUCACAACCAAAUAUUCUAUGGAUAAAGAAAGCAAUUCAAAUUUACAAGACAUGAUUUUGCGUGAAAAAUCUACUGAGAAAGAUCUUGUUGCACUUGAUGCUUUAAUGUGGUUAAGAAGAGCCUUACAUAUGAUUUUGUUGUUUUUUGAAAAAAUUGUGGAAGACCAUAAAGCAGGAAAAGCAACAGAAGAUUUAGUUGCUUUUCUAAAAGAGGCGUAUCAUGAAACCUUAGAACCUUAUCACGGUUGGAUGGCGCAACAAUUAUUUAGUUUCUUAUCACGUAUGGCACCAACUCGGUCGCAAGUCUUAUUAGCAUUAGCAGAUGGAGAGACAGGAAAAGAGGAAAUUACUUUACAGAAUGUAGAAAUUUCCAUAAUAAAUCUAAAGAAAAACAUAAUAACAUUAAAGGCAUUUUAUGAUGACAAUAAUCUUGAAAUUGCUACUGUGGUGUAACAAAGUAUAUUAGAGUGCGACAAAAUGCUCUCAUUAUAAAAGGUAUGUCUCCGCUAUAAAAAAGAAAAAUUAACAGAAAACAUACAUUAAUAAAUUACAUCGGAGGACACUCCGGAUAAGUUUGCUCAAAGAUACGUCGGAAGUCUAGAAGAUAUAUAAAUUAUAUGAACUCUACAAUCAAGAUCACGAUCAGAUGAUGAUUGGAGAGAUGCGACGAAGUAAAAAAGGAAAAACUCAAAAGUGGCUGGACGUGCUUCUGCGAAUAUGGUCGGUGGAAAAGAAUGAAUAGAGCCAAUGUUUUCCUAUUUGUUAAGUCUACUGCUGUCGACUACUACUCUAGUAGUAAUAUCAAACAAUAUUCCGAUGUUAUAACUAUGGAAAUAUAUUAGUGUUCUUAAUACGUGA
Molecule: messenger RNA, 1432 nt
Organism: Dinoponera quadriceps
Lineage: Eukaryota; Metazoa; Arthropoda; Insecta; Hymenoptera; Formicidae
Product: glycolipid transfer protein
Exons: 5
Coding region: 302-1027 (241 amino acids)
Biological process (GO): ceramide transport; intermembrane lipid transfer
Cellular component (GO): membrane; cytoplasm; cytosol
Molecular function (GO): ceramide 1-phosphate transfer activity; ceramide 1-phosphate binding
Source: RefSeq, a predicted model, not a curated record